Molecule: messenger RNA, 435 nt
Organism: Cylindrotheca closterium
Lineage: Eukaryota; Bacillariophyta; Bacillariophyceae; Bacillariales; Bacillariaceae
Source: the annotation of a GenBank genome assembly
AUGCAGGUGACUUCUGGCAAAAUUUGCGUUGGUCUGUCCACUGAGAUUGCUGAAUCGGCCGCAAGCCAAGCCAUGGAUUUUGAGCAGGCUGCCAUUUGCAUGUCGAACCAUCGGGGUUGCUACUCGACCAAGUUUGUGGCCAAGAAUGGAACUUGGAAGGCUUACAAAAUUGUUUCCAGUGGAAUGUUUGGCCUUGGGAAGAAGAAGAAGAAGGAGCAAGAAUACUGUGUCGGUUGGUUUCUUUGUCACAGUGAUACCAUCCAAGAUCCAGUUUAUGAACUCAGGCAAAUGAUUUACAACACCUUUAGUUCGGAGAAUGGCGGAGAUGAUCCCAAGGACGGAUGUGGUACUACACUAUCUCAUCAUGAGGAGCUUGGAUAUGUCAUUUUAGAACGGGGUAUCAAUCAUUGGAAGUCCACAUGGGUAUCUGGAUGA